CAUCCGAGCGAUAAUUAUGAUGUUCUUACUUUGCCAGCCGAUGACCCAGAAUUUCUGACCUAUCUCAGACAAGAGGUUCUCGACCCUCCCUCGAAUGACGCCUAUAAUCUCUUGGGCGAAGAUAACAUUGGCCACAAGAUAAGGGAGAGGAGUGAGUUGUUCUACGAGGAGAAACUCGCAGCUCUUUUUAAGGAUGUGCGCAACGGUUUCUUCGUCGAGGCCGGAGCUCUUGACGGGGAGACCAUGUCCAACAGCCUGGCUCUGGAGCGGGACCUGGGCUGGACGGGCCUCCUCGUGGAACCCGACGCCAAGAACUACCAGCUCCUGCGGGCGAAGAACAGGAGGGCUUGGUCGGCCAACGUCUGCCUUGCUCCGAGGCCUUUCCCGUCCGUGGAACUGUUCAACGAGCCCCCCCAUCAUCCUGGACCGAUGGCGGUGCCACUGGGCGCCAAAAUGAGGGCAAUGCACGCCCUGACAGAGUAUGCCAAUGUUAAAGCGUCUCCCUUCUGUUCUCAAUCACAGUAG
Penaeus indicus is the source of this 525-nucleotide messenger RNA. RefSeq lists its product as uncharacterized. NCBI's taxonomy places the organism in Eukaryota, Metazoa, Arthropoda, Malacostraca, Decapoda, Penaeidae. The annotation marks the transcript as partial. The transcript is spliced from 6 exons. The record is from RefSeq and is a predicted model, not a curated record.